AUGCGUCUACGUUCCGGCCUCAUCCUGGCCGUGGGCGUCCUCCUGCCGCUGGCACUCCUCUUCCACCUUCGUGGCCACAUAUACCAGCUAGGCGAGGUAGCGGUGACGUACUCGACAUUCUACGAGCUGAUUCGCAACCACGCCGACCUGCUGUACCGAUAUCCCGCACCGGCCUCCUCCCCGGACGGAGACGAGACCGGGGACCAGCCGGCGGUGCCCAGGAUCCUGCACUCGGUGGUGCUGGGCAACGCCAGCCGGGACGACUACGUGGACGCCCUCGACAGCUGCACGACCCUCCACCCGGACUGGGAGCACAUCGUGUGGACGGACGAGAGCGCGACGGCCUUCAUCGGCGAGCACUACCCCGACAUCCUGCCGCACUACCAGGGCUACGCGCAGCACAUCCAGCGGGCCAACGUGCUGAGGUACGCGGUCCUGCACCACCACGGCGGCGUCUACCUGGACCUGGACGUGUGGUGCCGGGUGGCCCUGGACGCGACGCCCAUCGUCCGCCUGCCGUUUGUCAGCCCCGGAGCCCACCCGGCCGGGGUCAACAACGCCUUCAUCUCGUCCCGCCCCGGCCACCCCCUCCUGGGCGCCAUACUCGCCGCCGUCCCGUCGCACGAUCGCUCGUGGGGUCUGCCCAUGCGCAUCCCCUACGUGGAGAACAUGAUGUCCACCGGGUGCAUGUACUACACCAACGUGUGGAUGUCGUACGUCCGCGGCCUCGUCAAGCAGCACGUCCUCCCGUCCUCGGCCACCCCCGACCACCCGCCCGCCCCGUCGGCGGGCAACAGCAGCAGCUUCGCCAACCGCGUCUUCGUCCUGGCCGACACGGACGGCCAGCUCGGCCCUCAGAUGCUCCGCGGGAAGGUCACCACCCCGCUCUUCACCCACGGGGGCGCCAGCAGCUGGCACAGCUGGGACGCCGCCUUGGUGCUGUCCCUGUCGCGCCACUACGUGCUGUACGCCUUGGUGGCGCCCGUCGUCGUCGUGGCCCUCAGCCUCGCCGCCUGCUCCCUCGUCAGGAGGAGGAGGCUGCGUCUGCGUCACAGGGGGUGGACCGCCGUCGGCUCCUGGUGGUCCCCGGCCGAGGAUGACGCUCAUCCUGCUGCGGUCGUGGCCGACGAGCCCGUGGCCGACGAAGCCUUGUCUGACAAGGAUUAG
Molecule: messenger RNA, 1167 nt
Organism: Geosmithia morbida
Lineage: Eukaryota; Fungi; Ascomycota; Sordariomycetes; Hypocreales; Bionectriaceae
Product: Mannosyl phosphorylinositol ceramide synthase SUR1
Exons: 1
Coding region: 1-1167 (388 amino acids)
Biological process (GO): mannosyl-inositol phosphorylceramide biosynthetic process
Molecular function (GO): mannosyltransferase activity
Source: RefSeq, a predicted model, not a curated record